Manacus vitellinus (golden-collared manakin) is the source of this 2336-nucleotide messenger RNA. It is a transcript of the gene RASGEF1C, whose product is annotated as RasGEF domain family member 1C. The record is from RefSeq and is a predicted model, not a curated record. Gene Ontology annotation, biological process: Ras protein signal transduction; positive regulation of GTPase activity. Gene Ontology annotation, cellular component: plasma membrane. The coding region runs from base 1 to 1419 and encodes 472 amino acids. The transcript has 13 exons. Lineage: Eukaryota; Metazoa; Chordata; Aves; Passeriformes; Pipridae. Gene Ontology annotation, molecular function: guanyl-nucleotide exchange factor activity.
AUGCCCCAAACGCUGAGUUCUACCAGUAUGUUUACCCCAUGUGGCUUCAGCCCUCAUCUACAUACUUCGAAAGAAGGUGAACAAGGAGGACUGAUCUUCCAGGAUGGAAACCUUACCUCAGCAUCUCUGGAUGCUCUAAUCCAGCAUCUGAUACCUACCACUGAUUACUACCCUGAAAAAGCCUAUAUCUUUACAUUCCUGCUGAGUUCCAGACUCUUCAUCGAACCCCAUGAGCUUUUGUCCCGAGUUUGUCACAAGUGCAUUGAGCAGCAGCGGCUGGACGACCCCGUGCUGGACAAGGCUCGAAUCAGAAAGUUUGGACCCAAAAUCUUACAGCUGCUGACGGAGUGGACAGAGACAUUCCCGUAUGACUUUCAGGAAGAGCGGAUGAUUGGCCAUCUGAAAGACAUGAUUCACAGGAUAGCCCCGUGUGAUGAGGCCUACUGGAAAAAGAUGAAUCAGCUUUUGCAAACCCUGAAUCAGAAGCUUGCCACCCUCAGCCAUGGGCAAGAAGGGAUUGUCAAGAUCAGUGCUGCUGUCUCUGACAAGCUGGUUGCCUUUAAAACUAAACCCCCAUCAAUUCAGAGAGAAAUCCUGAGUGUCUGCAGUGACCCCUACACUCUGGCUCAGCAGCUGACACAUGUGGAGCUGGAAAGGUUAAGUCACAUUGGACCCGAGGAGUUUGUGCAGGCAUUUGUACAUAAAGACCCUCUGGAUGGCACCAAGACUUGUUUCAGUGAACAGAAGAAGACGAGUAACCUUGAGGCCUAUGUGAAAUGGUUCAACAGGCUCUGCUAUCUCGUAGCAACAGAAAUUUGCAUGCCUGCAAAAAAGAAACAGCGAGCACAAGUCAUUGAAUUCUUCAUUGAUGUUGCCCGAGAGUGCUUUAACAUAGGGAAUUUUAAUUCGCUGAUGGCAAUCAUUUCUGGAAUGAACAUGAGCCCAGUUUCCAGGCUAAAGAAGACUUGGUCAAAAGUGAAAACAGCCAAAUUUUUCAUUCUCGAGCACCAGAUGGACCCCACUGGUAACUUCUACAACUACCGAACAGCGCUGCGGGGGGCUGCCCACAGGUCCCUGACAGCACACAGCAACAGGGAGAAGAUUGUGAUCCCCUUCUUCAGCCUAUUGAUCAAAGACAUUUAUUUUUUGAAUGAAGGAUGUGCUAAUCGCCUUCCAAAUGGACACGUCAACUUUGAAAAAUUUCUGGAACUGGCUAAGCAAGUAGGAGAAUUUAUAACAUGGAAGCAAGUGGAAUGUCCCUUUGAGCAAGACCCUAACAUCAUCCACUACUUGCAUACUGCUCCCAUUUUUACUGAAGAUGGUUUGUAUCUGGCUUCCUAUGAAAGUGAAAGUCCGGAAAACCAGACAGAAAAAGACAGGUGGAAAUCCUUAAGAUCCACUAUUUUAGGAAAGACUUGAAGAUUAAGAGAUUAUUGCAGUAGGUCAAGGAAAAGAAAUCCGCAAACAUUUUGCACUACUGAUUCCAAAGAUGCCUGUUUGGGAUUUAGACAAUUUCUUUUGUUUGAGUUUUUCGUUGGGUUUUUUUGACUGCCUAACACGAUGGAUGAACUGGAUUCAUCCACUGAAAUCAACGGGACUGUGUGCACAAUGAUGCUUUUCUAGCUAUGAGACACGGAGAGGAAGGACAAACAGACUAUUUGUGGCUGUGCCCAAACUGCGUCAGGAUCACUGUAAUUUUGCCUCUGAGGGAAAACGCAGGAAAACCAGGAGCACAGAGCAUCAUGGAACUGCAGCAGAGAAUGGAGGAGUGUAAAAAAGGAAAGCAAAAAUACACACGAGUAUUUCAGAAGCAGGUGCUUCAGGCAGCGGCUCUUUAAACCCUCUGAGGCUUGUAAAAUUAAAUCAAAAGACAGACACAGCAGCAAUCUGGUUAAUUGCUGAACGAAGAAAGAAGAACUUCACCUUGCAAUUGCAGUCCCCCAGCCUUGUUGAACAAAGCACUGACUGCUGCAGGGAUGAAGGCUGACAUCACUCCUAGGGAUACAUGUAUGUCACAAAUAGGCCACGUCAGCACGGGACAGUCCCGCAGACCCCACGGAGUUUUGCAGAGAACAAUCUCAAGUGUGACUGUUGCUCAGUUAUUCUUCCCAUGGCUGUUGUUGCUUUUCUUACUGUGAAUCUUGGCUGGUCUGAGGAGGGCACAGAGUGCAGAUGGUGCUGCUUAAAGACACCCCCCCACCACUUCUGAAGUUGAAUGAAGAAGAAAAUGACUCUGGACUCAACUUACCUCUAUUUAAUGUACAUAGUGUAUUCCCUAAAUUCACUGAUGCCGAGUUGCAUCUUUUAGAGGGUUUUAUCACACUCAAAAAAAAAAA